AUGCCCUACGCGAGCCCUUACCCUCCCCUGGAUAUUCCAAAAUGCAACAUUCUCUCCUACGUCUUUCCCCCGGAGAAGACGCCAUCCAACAAGCCACUAUGGAUGGAUGCUGAGAAUCCCUCCAACAGUCUCUCGCCGGCCCAGAUGCUAUCAUGGGUCAAGAGAUUUGCGGUUGGGCUGGACCGACUGGGCGUCAAACAGCAACAAGCAGUCAUGGUCUUCACGCCGAACCAUCUCUAUGUCCCGAUGGCGUAUCUCGCCGCGGCUGGGUCCAAGCGGUUCUUUACUGGCGCCAAUCCCAUCUAUACAGUCAAUGAGGUCGCCCAUCAGAUGAAGGCAAUUGAAGCGGCGAUUGUGCUCAUCCAUCCGUCCUUGCUCGAUACCGGUGUAGCUGCGGCCAAACAAGCCAAUAUUCCAUCAGAGAGGCUUUUUCUCUUCUCUGACACUGAGUUCCCAGUCACGAAAGGUAUCAAGGAUUGGCGGUCUAUGGUCGCUUCAGAAUCGGAAGCUGAGUCUUGGAGAUGGGAUCCUCUUGAGGGGGAGGCUGCCCUGCAAACUGUUGCCGCCAUCAAUUUUUCGAGCGGGACCACUGGCCUGCCCAAGGGUGUGUGCAUCACGCAUCGUAACCUCAUUUCGAACGCGGCGCAAACCAUCUUCAACAAAUACGAGGGCACUCAGUACUCUGAACAAAAUCCCGGUCCUGAGCGCUGGCUUGCAUUUCUUCCCUUGUAUCACGCCUACUCGCAGCUGUGGACCAUCAACAUCGCAUGCCGACUUCAAGUCCCCGUCUAUGUCAUGCCUAAGUUUGUGUACGAAGAUUUCCUAAGGUACAUUCAAAAAUAUCGAAUCACAACACUCCAGCUGGUACCACCGGUACUUGUCAUGUUGAGCAAACGACCUGAAACGGCCAAAUACGACCUCAGCAGCCUCAAACAGUUUCUUUGCGGCGCGGCACCGCUCAAGAGUGAUUUGCAAAAUGAGAUCAUGACGAGAUUUAAUGUUGUCGUCGUUCAGGGCUGGGGUAUGACCGAGACAACAUGUGCCGGCAUCAUGAUGCCAGGCAUGACAAAAGAUCUGACGGGCUCGAUCGGAUAUCUGCUACCGAACACCGAGGCGAAGCUCAUGGACGAGGAAGGAAACGAAGUGACGGCGGAAGGCGAACCAGGUGAGCUCUGGCUGAGGGGACCACAGAUGCUACUUGGCUAUUGGAGAAACGAACAAGCCACCAAAGAGAGUAAGACAGAGGACGGCUGGUUCAAGACUGGCGAUGUGGCUGUCUGCAAGGACAAAAAGUGGUGGAUCGUCGACAGGAAGAAGGAACUCAUCAAGGUCAACGGCUUACAAGUGGCACCUGCUGAACUAGAGGCUGUCCUGCUCGAGCAUGAAGAUGUCGCCGAUGCCGCCGCCGUGGGCAUCACUGUCCACGGCGAAGAGCUACCACGAGCCUAUGUGGUUCUACAAGAACGCGCCAAGGGCAAGACGACCGAGGAGGAUAUCAAGGCUUUUGUGGCAAGCAAAGUGGCUCGGCACAAACGAUUGGCAGGUGGCGUCAAAUUCAUCGAUGAAGUGCCCAAGUUGGCCAGCGGCAAGAUUGUGCGCAAAUUGAUGAAGGAGUGGGCGAAGAGGGAUGCUCAGGAGGUUGAAGGCACUGUGAAAGCAAGAUUGUAG
Messenger RNA from Fonsecaea nubica, 1668 nucleotides. RefSeq lists its product as hypothetical. Lineage: Eukaryota; Fungi; Ascomycota; Eurotiomycetes; Chaetothyriales; Herpotrichiellaceae. Gene Ontology annotation, molecular function: CoA-ligase activity. The transcript has a single exon. The record is from RefSeq and is a predicted model, not a curated record. Bases 1 to 1668 code for a protein of 555 amino acids. Gene Ontology annotation, biological process: secondary metabolic process.